This is a messenger RNA of Closterium sp. NIES-65, 1020 nucleotides long. The record is from the annotation of a GenBank genome assembly. NCBI's taxonomy places the organism in Eukaryota, Viridiplantae, Streptophyta, Zygnematophyceae, Desmidiales, Closteriaceae.
AUGGCUGCUGAGAGAGCGAUGGGGCCACUGAUCGAUGUGGUGAAAGAGGCGGUGCUAGCGGCAGUGAGAGAGGAGCUGGCUGCACACAAGGAGGAGGUGAAUGAGCUGCGGCACAUGCUGACUGUUGCUGAGCAGAGGAAUGGGGCAACCACUGCUGCGAUGGAGGAGAACAGGAGAGAGUUUAUUGCAGCGAAGACGGAGUUUAUUGAAGUGAAGAGGGAGCUGAUUGCAGUGAAGACGGCGUUGUUUACAGUAAAUGCGGAGUUGGGCGAGCACAAGCAGUCAACUGCAUUGAAGUCGGAGGAGGCUGAGAGAAAGCUAGUGGCGGAGAUGAGAGGGCGGGUGGAGGAGAGGGAGAGGAAGUUUGCAGCAUUGCAGGGGGGGGUGAACGCAGUGAGGGGGGAGGUGACUACAGUGAAAGGGGAGGUCACUGAGCAGACCCUUCGUGUGCUCAAGCUUGAAGCUGCCUUGAAGGAGGCUUUGGUCGCACUUGCAAUGUGGCAGGCAGAGCCAUACAUUACACGAGAGUGGAUGCACGGGGGCGACGAUGGAGGUGGUAGUGGGAAGGGUGAGGCUGCAGCAGCCGUAUUGUGGCAUGACUCGUUGCAGCAUGGCAUGGUUGUGGCAGUAGAGUCUAUCGUGGGCGUGAGACACGAGGGAGGGCGCAGUAGUACCAGAGACGCUGAGGCAGGAAGAGCAGCUGAGGCGAGCCAAGGAGGCAGCAGAGACGGCAAGCGACGCCACCAGCAUGUUCCUAACCUAAGCUCGACAACUGCAGCAACUUACACGUGCCUCAAUUCAUUGGGGGCGCUCUUGAUACUGUUGAUCUUGCUACAGGGGCACCUCCUCUGUUGGGGCAACUUCUUACCGGCUGGACUGCUGCAGCCGAAUCCUCCCCAAAAUGAUCCUAUUCAGCUCAGAGAGAUGUCAGAAAGGUGCCACACAGCAGCAGAAACCGAGUCACUAGUUUACCAGACACAAGGGGGUGCAUCGAGUGGGUGGAGCGUGGGGCUGCAGUAA